Trichoplax adhaerens is the source of this 738-nucleotide messenger RNA. RefSeq lists its product as uncharacterized. Lineage: Eukaryota; Metazoa; Placozoa; Uniplacotomia; Trichoplacea; Trichoplacidae. Gene Ontology annotation, cellular component: membrane. The coding region runs from base 1 to 738 and encodes 245 amino acids. The transcript has a single exon. The record is from RefSeq and is a predicted model, not a curated record.
AUGGCCAGCAAACCGAAGUGGACGGCGGUGGAUUAUGCAAAACGUGUAGCGAUUUUUUUUAAUUUCUUACUUGUUAUUUGUGGUCUAAGUAUGCUGAUUUUUGGAGCAUGGAUUAAUGCUACCAAUAGUGAAUUUCAUAUCUAUACUGGCGAUGGAGGAUACAUUUCUACUUCAGUUUUACUAAUAAUAGGAGGACUAGUGAUCGCCGUUUUAGGUGCUAUCGGCUGUGGUGCGUCUUAUCGUGGAAGCUGCCGUUUAAUUCUGGUAUAUUUUGGCAUUUUAAGCACGCUAUUUCUAAUUGAGGUUAUUAUUGGAUGUGUUAUCUAUGGUCAGCACGACAGUAUGAUGCUUGCUGCUCAAAACGGCCUAAAUCUGACGAUAACAUCUCAGUAUGGAUUUAAUCAGCCGGUAACUAAUUCCAUAGAUAGACUUCAACAGCGAAGAAAGUGUUGUGGUACCAAAUCUUGGAUGGAUUGGCGCUACUCACUAUGGCGUAAGAAUGAGUCACUGCAUGAUAGAAACUUCGUUCCAGAAAGUUGCUGUAUAACAGUAUCUCGCAGUUGUGUUGUUACGACAAGUCCAUCGAACAUCUACUAUAAGGGCUGUGGGACAGCACUGUCGGAGUUUGUUGAUGAAAAUGUGUAUGUAAUCGGUGGUGUUUGUUUCGCAUUGGGUUUUAUCCAAGCUAUUGGAAUUAUUCUGACGUUCUAUUAUUAUCUAAAGUUGAGAGAAGCCUAA